AUGAGCGCCCAAAAUGCAGCUCUUGGAACAAUGGAAGUUCUCGAAAACAUACUUCUUCACCUUGAUCUCAAGUAUGUCUUGACAUCCGCCCAACGUGUGUGCCGCCAAUGGCAAGAUUUGAUUUCCACAUCGCCUUCUCUUCAGAAACAUCUCUUUUUCGAACCUGACUGGGAUCGAGAGGAUAGACAACGCAAUCCUCUGUUGGCCGAAUUUUUCCCUGCAUGGUUUCCCGAUUUCCCUACGUCCGAGGAACCGCGUAAAGCUCAUGAGAUCGACAUUGGCCCCGAUAGCAAAAAGUCCAGCUGGAAUCGUAUGCUGGUUCAGCAACCCCCUAUUCGUGAUAUAAUUUUCUUCACGGUGAGGAGCGGUCGCAGCGGCACAUGGCUCGGAGGCCCAUACACCAAAACUGAGGAGGACUCCCGGACACACUGGUUCAGCGUAACAGAUCCGCUCCGGAUGGACGAGUUUAUCGACAAAGUUCCCAAUGUAGGGGGGGAUCUAGGGUUUAGCUUACGCGAAGUAAUGGUCUUGUGGGACAAUGAAGGUCAUCAAAUCCCAUCUGGGUUUCACGGCUAUUCAUUCAACAACAAGGAGAGACGAUUCCUGCAGGGGUCUCUGGAAGAAUGUGGAAUGAUCUUGUUGGAAUACAGAUUCGUGCGAUGUGGAAAGGGCGUACAUGACGGUGGAAACCGGCGGAGAAAAUACGGUACUCCUUUUUACGAGCCCUUGCUUGAAGAUGCAGAGGACGGAGAGGAUGGAGAGGAUGGAGAGGAUGGAGAGGAUGGAGAGGAUGGAGAGGAUGGAGAGGAUGAUGCUAACGAUACUCAGGGCAUUCUCCUUCAAUCUGAUCAAAGACCCCGUAGCUAG
This is a messenger RNA of Penicillium coprophilum, 867 nucleotides long. RefSeq names its product F-box protein. The record is from RefSeq and is a predicted model, not a curated record. Lineage: Eukaryota; Fungi; Ascomycota; Eurotiomycetes; Eurotiales; Aspergillaceae. Gene Ontology annotation, molecular function: protein binding. Bases 1 to 867 code for a protein of 288 amino acids. The transcript has a single exon.